AUGACACAGAAAGUCGACCUGUGUUCAGUUUCCAUCGGAGUGGAGGGGAUGACCUGUGGCUCUUGUGUCCAGUCCAUAGAGAAGCGCAUCGGGUCCCUCCAAGGAGUGAUACACAUUAAGGUAUCAUUAGAGCAGAAGAAUGCCUCCGUCAUAUUUGAUCAGAGCCGGCAAACCCCAGGGUCUCUGUCGGAGGCCAUCGAGGACAUGGGCUUUGAAUCAAGUGUACCAGAGGGCAGCGCAGCCACACCGGUCUCCACAGACACCCAGCUGAUCGCCACCUCGGGCCUGACUCCUGCAGCUCACCUAGAAGCUUUGGACAGACUCUCGAAAGUUCAGGGAGUGCUGGAUGUCACAGAAGACCCGUCCCACCUUGGUCUCACAGUCUCCUUUGUUUCCUCCCUGACCUCCACGCAGCAGCUGAACGAAGUGGUGGCCAGUGUCGCUCCUCCGGAGGUCCCCGCUCCCUGCAGCCCUGUGCAAAAAGGCCCGGCCUUGUUGCCAGCGAGCACAGCAGGGAGUGGGGUGACGCUCCUGAAGUUAUGCAUUGAAGGAAUGACCUGUCAUUCCUGUACGACAACUAUUGAAGGGAAAAUCGGGAAGCUAAAAGGAAUUGAAAAGAUCAAAGUUGUUUUAGAUUCUCAGGAAGCCACAGUUGUCUACCUGCCUUACCUCAUCUCUGUCCAGACCAUCAUCGACCAGAUUGCUGUGGCCGGCUUCAGAGCCUCAGUGAAGUCCAAGCCCCGUCCGUUACAGCUGUCCCCCAGUGAAAUCGAGCGUCUUGCCGACUCUCACAGACCUGCGGUUUCUUCACCGUCUGAGUCUUCAGAGGAGACGGAAAUCUUCAUAGACACGGUUCUCGUCAUGCUCAGGGUGAAAGGCAUGCACUGCCGUUCCUGCGUGUUCAACAUUCAAGACAAUAUCUCAGUGAUUCCUGGGGUUUCCUCGGUGGAGGUCUCUCUGGAGAAGGAGAGCGCCUCCAUUUGCUACGAUCCUCUUAGGCUCACAGUGGCUCAGCUGCAGCAGGCCAUCGAGGCGCUGCCUCCCGGAAACUUCAAGACUCAACCCUGGGACUCCUCUGACGCUCUCAGUCCCGUGUCCCUGUCACCACCGCCUGCCUUACCGUCGCUGCGGCCUGCAGGAGCAACCAAGCAACCCGCAGCGUCCCAGCCGUGUUUCAUUCAGCCUCUGGCGUCGGUUGCUACUAUUCACAUCAAGGGCAUGACGUGCAACUCGUGUGUCCAGUCCAUCGAAGGCGUCAUCUCCCAGCGAAAAGGCGUGACGUCUGCUCAGGUCUCCCUGGCUGAUGAAAAGGGCUUCUUCGAGUAUGAUCCCCUGCUGACCACACCAGAAGAGCUGAGGGACGCCGUAGAGGACAUGGGCUUUGAAGCCAGCCUGCCUGAGACCAAUCCCCUGCUGCCUGCACCGGAUCCCAUCUUGUCCAAGUCUUCAAGCGCAGCCCUGCUCAAGGUGAAGGAGCUGGACAAUGACUUUCACAAAGAGGCUGCGCAGGGACGCGGCGAAGAGACGCACUCUAAAUGCUACAUUCAGAUUGGAGGGAUGACCUGUGCCUCCUGUGUGUCCAACAUCGAGCGAAACCUCAAAAACGAACCAGGUGUCCACUCUGUUCUGGUUGCACUCAUGGCCAGUAAAGCAGAGGUCCGUUUUAACCCUGAAGUCAUCGACCCUGUGAAGAUCGCCGAGUGUGUGAAAGAGCUGGGCUUCACGGCCUCCGUGAUGGAGAACUAUGAAGGUUCAGAUGGAAAUCUGGAGCUAGUGGUCAGGGGAAUGACAUGUGCUUCUUGUGUGCACAAAAUUGAAUCCAGCCUCAUGAGAGAGAAGGGGGUUAUAUAUGCCUCGGUUGCCUUGGCAACAAACAAAGCCCACAUCAAGUACGACUCUGAAAUUAUAGGGCCGAGAGACAUCAUCAAGCUGAUUGAGAACCUGGGAUUUGAAGCAUCUUUAGUGAGGAGGGAUCGCACUGCCAGUCAUCUGGACCACAGCAAAGAGAUUCGACAGUGGAGGAAGUCCUUCCUGAUCAGCUUGGUUUUCUGCGUGCCUGUCAUGGGGAUGAUGAUCUACAUGAUCGUCAUGGACCACCAGAUGAAUGUUUCCCAUCAUCACAACGCCACGAUGGAGGACCGCAACCUUUACCACUCCACCAUGUUCCUGGAGAGACAGCUGCUCAAAGGCCUGUCCAUUAUGAACCUGCUCUCUUUCAUCUUUUGUCUGCCUGUUCAGUUUAUUGGAGGUCGUCACUUCUACAUUCAAGCCUACAAAGCAGUGAAGCACAAAUCUGCCAACAUGGACGUGCUGAUAGUUUUGGCCACUUCCAUCGCCUUCAGCUACUCGGUGGUCGUCCUACUAGUUGCCAUGGUGGAGAAGGCACCAGUCAACCCCAUCACGUUCUUCGACACGCCGCCGAUGCUUUUCGUCUUCAUCUCGCUGGGACGCUGGCUGGAACAGAUAGCCAAGAGCAAAACCUCCGAGGCUUUGUCCAAACUGAUGUCUCUACAAGCCACCGAGGCCACAGUGGUCACUCUCAGCAGUGAUAACUCUAUCCUCAGUGAGGAGCAGGUGGAUGUGGAGCUGGUGCAGAGGGGGGAUGUGGUGAAAGUGGUUCCUGGAGGGAAGUUUCCAGUGGAUGGGAGAGUGAUUGAGGGACACUCCAUGGCGGACGAAUCUCUCAUCACAGGUGAGGCCAUGCCCGUGACAAAGAAGCCCGGGAGCUCGGUAAUCGCCGGCUCCAUUAACCAGAACGGCUCCCUGCUCGUCAGCGCGACACACGUUGGCAUGGACACCACGCUGUCUCAGAUCGUCAAGCUGGUGGAGGAGGCCCAGACGUCCAAGGCUCCCAUCCAGCAGUAUGCAGAUAAGAUCAGUGGCUACUUUGUUCCCUUCAUUGUUGGCAUCUCUCUGCUCACACUGAUAGCCUGGAUCUUCAUCGGGUUUUUGGACUUCUCCAUUGUGCAGAUGUACUUUCCUGGUUACGACAAGAGCAUCUCCACAGCAGAGGCGGUGAUUCGCUUUGCCUUCCAGGCCUCCAUAACCGUAUUAUGCAUCGCCUGUCCCUGCUCUCUUGGCUUAGCAACCCCAACAGCUGUCAUGGUGGGCACAGGGGUGGGAGCCCAAAACGGCAUCUUGAUCAAGGGAGGAGAGCCGCUCGAGAUGGCGCAUAAGGUGCAGUCGGUGGUGUUCGACAAGACUGGGACCAUCACCUAUGGCGCUCCGAAGGUUAUUCAAGUCAAGAUAGUGGUGGAAGGGAAUAAGAUGCCUCGUUCCCGCCUGUUGGCCAUCGUGGGCACAGCUGAGAACAACAGUGAGCAUCCUCUGGGAGCAGCCAUCACCAAGUACUGCAAGCAGGAGCUUGGUACCGAGUCUCUGGGCGCGUGCACGGACUUCCAGGCGGUGCCGGGCUGUGGCAUCCGAUGUCAGGUCAGCAACACGGAGACGCUGCUCAAGCAGGCAGACAGUGACAGCGAGGACAACAACCAGCGCAACAGCAUCCUGGUCCAGAUCAGCGACACCCGGACGUCUCCCAGCUCCCAUCCGCUCAUCAUGGAUCCACAGCCCAUAAGCCUGGUGCAGACGGCCACCUACACCGUUCUUAUUGGGAACAGGGAGUGGAUGAGGAGGAACUGCCUGCAAAUCAGGCCUGACAUUGAUGAAGCCAUGGUGGAGCACGAGCGGAGAGGACGCACCGCUGUCCUCGUAGCUGUGGACAACCUGCUCUGUGCAAUGAUCGCCAUCGCGGACACAGUGAAGCCGGAGGCGGAGCUGGCCGUCCACACCUUGACCAGCAUGGGCCUGGAAGUGGUGCUGAUGACCGGAGACAACAGCAAGACGGCUCGAGCAAUCGCUGCUCAGGUGGGCAUCAGGAAGGUGUUUGCUGAAGUGCUGCCGUCCCACAAGGUGGCCAAAGUGGAGCAGCUUCAGCAGGCUGGGAAGCGGGUGGCCAUGGUGGGGGACGGCGUCAACGACUCGCCCGCUCUGGCCAUGGCCGACGUGGGCAUCGCCAUAGGAACCGGGACGGAUGUGGCGAUAGAGGCGGCAGAUGUGGUGUUGAUCAGGAACGACCUGCUGGACGUGGUGGGAAGUAUCGACUUGUCUAAAAAGACAGUCAAGAGGAUUAGGAUCAACUUCGUCUUUGCUCUUAUCUAUAACCUGGUUGGAAUUCCCAUUGCAGCAGGUGUGUUCCUCCCCGUCGGGCUGGUCCUGCAGCCCUGGAUGGGCUCGGCCGCCAUGGCGCUCUCAUCCGUCUCUGUGGUUUUGUCCUCGCUUCUUCUCAAAUGUUACUCUAAACCCACCGCCGAAAAGCUGGAGGCCAGACUGGGCGGCGGCAGGCGCCAGGGCAGCCUGUCCGACGUCAGCGUGCACAUCGGCAUGGGCGAGGCGCGGCGCCCCUCCCCCAAGCUCAGCCUGCUGGACCGCAUCGUCAACUACAGCCGGGCCUCCAUCAACUCCCUGCGCUCCGACAAGCACUCGCUCAACAGCCUGGCGCUCAGCGAGCCCGACAAGCACUCGCUGCUGGUGGGGGAGGCGCUGUGCGAGGAGGAGUUCUGCUGAGCCCGCGGGGCUCACGUGGCCCGGUGCGGACGGCAGCCGCGUCGAGCUGAAAGGGUUACAUCUUAUAGUGGCCCGUCGUCUGCUGUAGGAGCCCUCAGGGCAGCACUGUUUACUUGAAGGAAAGCCGACUUGCCCCCGUGUUUUUUCUUUUAGCCUGGCCAACUGAUCACAUGCACUGCUGGGUGAUUUCAGACGGUCUGUAGUUGAGUCUGAGACGCUUUUUUGAUAAAAACCCUUUGAGUUUUGAUCCCUAAACUCUCAUGAAGCCUCCUCAGAGCCUUCAUCCAGGAAGCUGUGGUCAUUUACAAUCACAAUCUGUUUUUAUCGAUCCAAAGACGUUUUAACCGUGGUUCCCCCCCGUCGAGAGCGGACGCCACAGAAAUGUAUUUUAUAUGAUUUUCUUUACACGGGGAAUUUCAACUGUUGUAUAAUUCCAGAGUAUUUAUAUUACCAUUAUUUAUCGGGUUUUUUUUCUCCUUUGUAUUCUGUGAAAAAUGAAGUUGUUCAAUCCAAAUAUCACCUCUCACUUCCAAUCUCCCAAAAUGUGUAAUAACCGAGUAAGGUAAGGCGUGAAAAAUGAAUCCAGGAGGCCUUGUUAAGCGCUGCGAGCUGAUUGUUAUACAGAACACUAAUGAAGUGACUUGAAUUGUCGGUGUUUUCCCAAGUGCCAAUCGCAGCGACACCUCGGCAAAGUCCAACACAUUCCAAAGGUAGCGGCGUACGCAAGUUAUCUUGGACAUGUGCUUGAAGCGCGCUCAGAGAUGAGGUCAAUGAUUGAAGGCGGAGGUCUGCUGGAGGUGGACAGGGUCUGCGUUCGGCUGUUUUCUAAACCCUCUGCACCUUCAGUCAAGAAAUGUGAACGUUGUUCGCCGUCAUAUUUCAUCAGAAGUUGUUACAUGAAUGACCAAGUGCUUGGAUUACUGUUGCAAAAAAAAAAAAAGCAAGGUUUUGCUGUGAAAAGGAAAACUGUUUGUCCUGCUUGUCAUUUCGUUCCUCAAAAUUACUCCCAGAGAUGCAAAACUGUCAGGUUUGUUGCACAUUGUCAAAGAACCGCGUUUGAAACCCGGGGAGCAGGAGACGCAGCACAGCCACCAAACAAGUUACUGAAACACCAACCCCCUUGAUUUCAGUGGAUCGUUUCACAAAUUCACAAGAUUGAUUGCAGUAUUUCUUUUAGGUCACUCCUCUUAUUUCACAUCUGUAGGAAGAUUGUUUAACCUUCUGUGAAAUCACUACAUGGUGCAUUAUUUUUUGUAAAAUCAGCAGUAAACUCUUGCAGUCCAGUUAUUCCCUGAUCUUGUUUGUAAUGUGUGUGUGUGUGUGUGUGUGUUGAAGGAGCGAGCGUCACGCCGCGCUGCCUUGCUCUCGUGAUGCUCGUGUGUGUAUGUGUGUGUGUCGCCGUCGCCGCUUGAUGAACGCCGUUUCUGCCAGUCAGUCGUUUUUGUGCAAAAAGCUUCGUAAAGCCGUCAGCGCAGCUUCAGCUCUUGUUUCUCUGAACGUUGUGUGCCUUAGAAUAAACCUGCUUUUGUAACGUC
Molecule: messenger RNA, 6098 nt
Organism: Salarias fasciatus (jewelled blenny)
Lineage: Eukaryota; Metazoa; Chordata; Actinopteri; Blenniiformes; Blenniidae
Gene: atp7a
Product: ATPase copper transporting alpha
Exons: 22
Coding region: 1-4563 (1520 amino acids)
Biological process (GO): monoatomic cation transport
Cellular component (GO): membrane
Molecular function (GO): copper ion binding; ATP binding; ATPase-coupled monoatomic cation transmembrane transporter activity
Source: RefSeq, a predicted model, not a curated record